Messenger RNA from Hemicordylus capensis (graceful crag lizard), 3826 nucleotides. It is a transcript of the gene FBF1, whose product is annotated as Fas binding factor 1. The transcript is spliced from 29 exons. Gene Ontology annotation, biological process: establishment of epithelial cell polarity; cilium assembly. Gene Ontology annotation, cellular component: ciliary transition fiber; ciliary basal body; centriole. NCBI's taxonomy places the organism in Eukaryota, Metazoa, Chordata, Lepidosauria, Squamata, Cordylidae. The coding region runs from base 492 to 3773 and encodes 1093 amino acids. The record is from RefSeq and is a predicted model, not a curated record.
CAUGUUACUUCCGGUUUAGUAAAAACGACAGCAUGCGCGCGUUCUAUGCGCAGUAGAGUCGUCAGAACUCUAUUUCCCAAGGUGCUUUGCGGCGGUUAUGGAGCGAAAACUCCCGGUGGCUGGGAUAAUACCUGAUCGCGGAGGUGAGCCUGGAGUAAAUGUCUGCUGAAUUAAGCCAUCAUAAAUUAGAUGUAAAGAUGACCUGAGGACAGGCAUUGGAUCACAAAAGAAAGAGCCAGCAUAUGCAUUUGGAAGACAUGAUAUGGCUCCAUUGAUGAUGUCCUCAGUGAUCUCCUUGGUGAUGAUGAUGACAUUCCCCCCAAAUCUAGCAAACCUGUUUCAUUUGGUAGCAGUGGAGGGAGGCCCAGAGGAAUCUCCUCACAGACUAGCACAAAAGGCCUUCUGGAGGAUGACUUCUUCAGCAAAAUGGCUCUUGAGGAAGGGGCAGAUGCAGAGGUGAGAGGAAAUGCAAGAGUCCUCAUCAUUUCUGCAUGGAGCCUGAUGUCUCAGAUGUAGACCCAGAAGCUCUUUUGGAGACCUUGAAGGAUAUGGAUGACAUGGAAGCUGACCUUCUGGGCUUAAGGAAAACACGCUCUGGGCCUCUUCAGAAACCUGUGAAAGAUAGGGAGAAAGCUCAGCCUUUGACUGAGCCAGCAAGAUCGGCUAAGGACACAUCAGUUACGGGAAAAGGAGAUGCUGUAAGCGGAAUGGACAAGAAUCCGAGCUCUGCUCCCAUCACCUCAAGACAGGUGAAACAGAAGUUCUCCUUUGAAGAUAUUGAUGACCCUUUGGCUGGCCUUUUGUCUGAUGAGGAAGAGGGCACAGUGAAGAAGAUACAUUCCUCUGUCACCAAAAGUACUCCAGAAGCAAGUGCUGGGAUCGCCAAAGAAAAAGGAACAUCUCUGUCUUCAGCUCCCAGCCAUCCUAUUGCCCCUGAACGGAAAAGGGAGGAGUUAAUAUUUGAGGAUGAUGGGGACGAUCUCAUGGAUGCUCUGGGGUUUGGUGACAGCUCAAAGACAGAACUGAAACCUAGCAGAAAGGGUGAAGACAGAGAGGACCCUCGUCCUGCCCGAUCCAUGCUGGAUGAAUUGCUGGGACGAGGAACAGCCGCAAAACUCUUAGAGCGUCCAAGCACAGGAGAACAUAGGGAGUUCAAACUUGAUAAGAAAUAUCAAAAGCAGCCAGAUAAGGAAGACCCUUUGGAUGAUGAGUUUAUGUUUGGAGCCUACCAACCCACUGUGGCCUCCAUUCCAGAGGGACGGCAGUCAAGAAGACAGUCUGUCAGGUUUUCCUCAGAGAACCUCAGCGAGCUGAAAACAGACCAGAGAUCAAAACCUUCCACUCCAGCAUCUUCCAGCCCCAUACGGAGCAAGACUGGAGCUGAUUGGCUAGGGCUCAAAGACGAAGAUUUUGACUUGCCUCCUUCAUCUCCACUAAAGGAAUCCAGCAAGACCACUGUAAGAGGAGGCAUUCUGGAUGUGUCAUCUGGCCCUUCUGAUACUGAUCGCCCUAUUCCAACUGGUCAACUCCCUUCUAGAUCCAAACCAGCUGCUGAAGAAAAAACACUGAAGCCUGAAAUAAUGAAGGAGGAGGAUGGAGACAGCUGGCUGAGUAAUGUCUUAUCUCAAAAGAAAUCUCAAGUGCAAGAGAAAGUGAAGAGACCUGAGCCUUCAGACCCUCUGAUUCAUGGACAUGAGGUGGAUGCCAUUGCUCUUACUAGCCAACCUACUUCCUCCACACGACAGCAUCAGCAGUCUGUUGUCCCAACAGAUAAGCCUGCCAGAGUGGAAGAAUCAGGGUCUUCCAUACCUUGGUUAAAACCUCAGGAACAAAUCACUCCUGCUUUUGCAUCUGAUUCCAGGAGAGGGGCUCCUCUUGGAGACACUAGCAAGGCAGCACCUGCAGCUUCCCUGCAUGAACAUCAAGAAAUCCUUAGGGCUCCUACACACACCCAGCCCUCUACCUUUUCUCAGCUGCUACACUUGGAACCCCAUGCACUGAGCUUGCCAAAUACCAGUGAGUAUGAGAAAAGAUUGGCAGGUGUGCAAGUGCAGUUGCGAGAGAGCAUGGCAAGCUACCAGGCAGAGCUGCUAAGUGCCCAGACUCGCCUCACUGAGCUGGAAGGUCAGGUGCGGCGGCUAGAACUGGAAAAGGCUCAGCAGAAUCUGUUGCUAGAAAGUCUUCAGCAGAGUCAUCAAGAGGACUUGGAACUCAUUGAGAAUGCUCACAGGAACCGUGUGAAGGUGAUUGAGGACUCGUACCAUCAGCGGGAGGAGCGCCUCCGGCGAGAGAACCAAGAGUUGGCAGAGCAAUAUCUAUCCCGCUGCCAGAGUGCAGAGCAGGCCAAAUCAGAGCUGCUUGCCCAGCACCAGCGUCGACUCACAGAGCUGGAGCAGGAGAAAGCCAAGGAGUUUGUUCGGCUGCAGGAGCUUCAGCGGAUGUCCAUCCAGGAAAUGCGCAAAGACCAUGAAGAACAAUUACAACGACUGAAACAACUGAAGAAUCAGGAGAUUGAUGCAGUGACCAGCGCCACCUCUUACACCAGAUCACUGAAUGGCAUCAUAGAUCAGAUGGAGAAGUUUUCCAGCAACCUGAAUGAUCUCUCCUACAAAGUGGAGGCCACUCACCAGACCACAUCGCAAGGGCUUGAGAUUGGGGCCCGCCAAAGGCAUGAACAACUCAGAGUGCUGCAAGACCGCCUGACCCAGCAGCAGAGAGACAUGGAGGAAGAGCGAAGCCGACUGCAAGAGGUCAUCUCUAAGAUGGAGGCCAGACUGAAUGAGCAGACCCGGCUUCUGGAGCAGGAGCGCUGGAGGGUGACAGCAGAACAAUCCAAAGUGGAAUCUCUACAGCACUCGCUGGAGGAACAGAGAAGGGUCAUGACUCAGCAGUUGACUAUGGAGCGGGAAGAGCUAGAGAGGGCAAAGAAUGCUUUGCUUGAGGAGCAGAAGUCAGUCAUGCAGAAAUGUGCCGAGGAGCGACGUAAACUUGCUGCAGAGUGGUCGGAGAUCCACACCCAACAGAGGCUGAGCAAGGAGCGUGCAGAGCGAGAAAUUAACCGGGCUCUGGAGAUAGACUGCCAAAGAGAAGGGGCCAUCAUGAGCCUUGCAAAGGAGCAAGCAGACCUGAAAAUCAAAGCCAAUGACCUGAGAUCCAAGGAGGAGCAGUUGGCUAGAGAUCGGGAGAUUCUGGAGCAAGAGAAGCAGGAACUGAGACUGGAAAAGGAAAGAGUCAAUGCAGCAGCCUUGCACAUCAAACAAAGGGCAGAGGAAAUCAACAGUAUGAGCAAGCUGUCCUCCCAGAAAUAUGAAGAAGGAGAGAAAGCCCUCCUGGAGGCAAGGCAGGUGGAGUCAGAGCAUCAGGCUCGGCUGCGUGCUGUGCAGCAACAGAUGGAACGACUCCGGCAGCAGGAAGAAUUUCUGCACCAGGAGCGCCUGAAUUUAUCUCAUCAGAGGAGGCAACUUGAACAGCUGCGGGAGGGAUUUCCAAGCAGUCCAUGGGUAUUCCGGACUAUGCCCCAGGCACCACGGUCAGGAGCUCAGGCCAUCAAAAUCUCCAACGCACACAGUCCUGUUAAGGAUCUCUCUAAAGUCAACCCUGGCAACACUGGAGCCUUUCAGGGCCUCCUGCGAUCAGGACCAGCAGACCUUUAUGCCAAACUGAUGCUGCAUAAGCUUACAGCUGAGAAGGAUCGUGACUUCUUGGAAGAAGAGCAGUUCUUCUUGGAAACCUUGAAUAAAGCUUCCUGGAAGUCUUCAUUCCAGUCAGUGUGAAAGUUGGCUGGAUUGAUUCUGUCUCUAAUAAAGAUGGAUUUUGUUGUUUUGGA